GAGAUUUUUGGUUCUGUUGAAAAAAAUGAGACAGAGAGAGAGAUACAGUGGCAACUCUGAUCACAUAACUUUCAAUUACCCAUUCAAUCAAUUGAGGAUUCAAUCGUUCAAAUUAUUCCAUAGAUCUAUAUAAUUCAUCAAUGUCAACUGUUAAAUCGAUUAAAUUCAACGCCGGAAAGGUUCAAUAUGAUGAUAAUACUCAUCGUUGUACUCCUCUAGCUCAUAAAGGUGUCAUAAGUAUAAAGGCAAAUCCUGAAGAACCAGAAUUAUUUGAUUUUGUUUGGAGUCCAAAAGGUGAUGUUACAGUGGCUGGGAAUGUACCAGAAAAGGAAAAUUUAUUAUUAAUGCCAGGAGAUGUUAGUUUUAAGCAUAUUAAAUCCUGUCAAACUGGUCGAGUUUUCGCUUUAACAUUUUUUAGUUCUGGUGCUAAAUAUUUAUAUUGGUUACAAGAUGUAGGUGAUAUAGAUCAAGUUGAUCAAUUAACUCAAAAAGAUAUAAAUUUAGCCAAAUCUGUCAAUGAUUUAAUAUCGAUGAAAUAUGAUGAAGAAGAAGAUGAUGAAGAGGAGGAAGAGCAAGAACCAGAUCAAGAAUCUAAAGAAACUGGAGAACAAUCAUCAGCUGCAGCUGAUGAAGAACCAAAGUCUGAAGAUUCAAUUCCACAUUUUGAUACAGUACCUGUAGGAUCUAGUCGAUUAAAGAAUUAUAAAACACCAAUUGGGAAGAUUUCUGAUUUUAUAACUUUGGAUAUUAUUGAGAAACAUCUUGCAGGUUUAAGUCAAGAUCAAAUCAAAGAAUUAUAUGGUGAAUAUAUUCCUUCAACAGGAGGUGAUUUAAUGAAUGUUAUAAGAAGUGCAUUUUAUCAACAAUGCACCCAAAGACUAUCUCAUCUGUUAAUUAAUGAUGAUGGAGCUGGAUGGUUAUUUGCUCAAAGUUUGAAAUAUGAUUUUGAAGGUGAAGGAAUUAAUUAUUUUUUAAAAGGUAUUAGAAAACUUGGUGAACAAGAAAAGGAAGAAGAAAGAUUGGGUUAUGCUGCUACGAAAAAGAGAGAAGAAGAAGAUGACGAUGAUAUUGAAGAUGAUAUUUAAUGAAUGAUUAAUAGCAUGAAAUAGAAUAGUAAAGUUUAUAGAAAAAUACAUGGUAAAAAUGAAUGAUAUAUAUCUAU
Scheffersomyces coipomensis is the source of this 1162-nucleotide messenger RNA. Its product is annotated as proteasome regulatory particle lid subunit. The record is from RefSeq and is a predicted model, not a curated record. The transcript has 2 exons. The coding region runs from base 141 to 1085 and encodes 314 amino acids. Lineage: Eukaryota; Fungi; Ascomycota; Pichiomycetes; Serinales; Debaryomycetaceae. Gene Ontology annotation, cellular component: nucleus; proteasome regulatory particle, lid subcomplex; cytoplasm. Gene Ontology annotation, molecular function: proteasome binding; endopeptidase activator activity.